Molecule: messenger RNA, 1245 nt
Organism: Colletotrichum truncatum
Lineage: Eukaryota; Fungi; Ascomycota; Sordariomycetes; Glomerellales; Glomerellaceae
Product: metallohydrolase YodQ
Molecular function (GO): hydrolase activity
Source: RefSeq, a predicted model, not a curated record
AUGUCUGAUUCCGCCAUCGCCACUGACUUUAAGCGUCUCGACGACUGGAUCGACGAUCAUUUCGACGAGGAGUUACAGUUUCUACAGAAGCUAGUGAGGGCACCGACCGAUACUCCUCCCGGUAACAAUGCCCCACAUGCGGAGCUCACAGCCGAGUUGCUGCAAAGCUUCGGCUUCGAAGCCGAGCGCCACCCAGUGCCUGAAGAUAAGGUCCUUGCUUACGGCAUGAAAUCCAUCACGAAUCUGAUCGUGCGCCGCAAAUACGAUGAAUCUGGCCGUACAGUGGCUCUCAAUGCCCAUGGCGACGUAGUCCCGCCGGGCGAGGGCUGGACACGCGAUCCUUACGGCGCAGUUAUCGAGGACGGCGUAAUGUACGGCCGUGCAACUGCCGUCAGCAAAAGCGACUUUGCAAGCUUCACUUUUGCGGUUCGUGCCUUGGAGUCACUGAAAGCUCCACUGCGAGGCUCAGUUGAGCUUCACUUUACUUAUGACGAGGAGUUUGGCGGCGAACUCGGCCCCGGCUGGCUGCUGAGCCAGGGGCUAACUAAGCCUGACCUCCUGAUUGCUGCUGGGUUUUCAUAUGAGGUGGUGACCGCACACAAUGGUUGUCUUCAGAUGGAAAUCACCGUUCAUGGCAACCAAGCUCACGCCGCCAUUCCCGACAGCGGUGUUGACGCGCUUCAGGGUGCAGUGGCUAUUCUUAACGCGCUCUAUGCGCUCAACAAAGGCUACCGAGAGGUGCGGUCUGAAGUAGCUGGCAUUACUCAUCCUUAUCUUAACGUUGGUCGUAUCGAAGGCGGUACGAAUACAAAUGUUGUGCCCGGUAAAGUGGUGUUCAAGCUCGACCGCCGCAUGAUUCCGGAGGAAGACCCGGCCGAAGUGGAGACGGAAAUCCGGCGAGUAAUUGGUGACGCGGCUGCUGGGAUACCUGGCAUCUCAGUGGAUCUCCGGCGCCUGCUCCUUGCGAAAUCAAUGCGUUCCCACCCUGGCAACCAGCCACUGGUGGAAGCGAUUCAGAAACACACUGGGGAGAUCUUCGGUCAGCCGGCGCCUGCGACGGGUACCCCGCUUUACACCGAUGUACGGUUGUAUGCGGAAGCCGGAAUACCCGGUGUCAUCUAUGGCGCCGGCCCUCGCACAGUCCUAGAGUCCCAUGCUAAGCGGGCGGACGAGCGGUUGCAGCUCGAUGAUCUAAGACGUGCUACGAAAGUCAUCGCCCGCAGCCUACGUGACCUGUUGGCCUAG